AUGGCGGCUGGAGGAGUGAAAGAGACUGACAUACUUUCCGAUGAAACUUUUGAUUUACUGUGCUCGGUGUGUAAAAAGAAAAACAAAAAUACAGAAGCUGCCAAGUUCUGUGUGGAUUGUCGGGAUUAUUAUUGUUCAAUUUGUGUGAAGUUUCAUGAUGACGUUCCUGCUUUAUCCUUGCACAAGAUUCUGGAUAAGGGUCAGUUCCAACCAGGGCCUGGCCAGGUGCUACAAAUGGUUCCCACUGAACGCUGUGACAAGCACAGUCAUAAACAUGUAGACAUGUAUUGUCAGAACCACGAUGAUGUUGGCUGUUCUACGUGUAUGGCGGUUGAUCACAAAUUAACGCCCCAAAGAACAUGUAAACAUGACUUUGGGACACAAAGUCUUGUUGAAGAUAUCAUACGUCUUGUAGAACAUACUCCGGUUUACUUUAAAAUUAAUAGGUUUGGCACUUGCAUAGGGUAUAAAAAGUGUUUGUCAGAAAGCCAGACAUUCGAACUUAAUCUUUUAGGUCAUUUAGAGGAGACUGAUACCAGGAAACAGUCUAAAAAUGAAUGUUAUAAUGAUAGUAAAACACAACAAAGUACACAAUAUAGCAGUAAGAAGCAAGCUGCCAGUACUACACAAAAAGCAGAAGAGAGUGCUACCAGGCUGAAGUCUUAUGACGGAUAUAAUAAUGAAAGUCAAAAGUAUCAAAGUACUCAAAGUAGCAGUAAGAAGCAAGCUGCCAGUACUACACAAAAAGCAGAAGAGAGUGCUACCAAUGAUAGUCAAAAGUAUCAAAGUACACAAAGCAGUAUAUGCAAGCUGUUAGUGCUACACAAAAGCAGAAGAGAGUGCUACCAGGUUGAAGUCUUAUGA
Molecule: messenger RNA, 864 nt
Organism: Mercenaria mercenaria
Lineage: Eukaryota; Metazoa; Mollusca; Bivalvia; Venerida; Veneridae
Exons: 3
Coding region: 1-864 (287 amino acids)
Molecular function (GO): zinc ion binding
Source: RefSeq, a predicted model, not a curated record